Fusarium subglutinans is the source of this 1413-nucleotide messenger RNA. Its product is annotated as serine threonine kinase. Gene Ontology annotation, biological process: protein phosphorylation; regulation of glucose metabolic process. The transcript is spliced from 3 exons. NCBI's taxonomy places the organism in Eukaryota, Fungi, Ascomycota, Sordariomycetes, Hypocreales, Nectriaceae. Bases 1 to 1413 code for a protein of 470 amino acids. Gene Ontology annotation, cellular component: mitochondrion. Gene Ontology annotation, molecular function: pyruvate dehydrogenase (acetyl-transferring) kinase activity. The record is from RefSeq and is a predicted model, not a curated record.
AUGCCAUCCAUCGCCCUGCGACAGAGCAGGCGAUGUAGACUGACAGAUCCGCGCCCUUACCUGGCGAAUAUUCCCCGUACCUCCUAUACGAACGUUCAAUUUCGCGCUGGUACAAACGCUUCAUGGCGUCCCGUUUCAAUUCUUGACGAGUAUGGAAUUUUCUUUUAUGAUUCCUGGUUGCAAAAGCUAACUCAUGAUGCCUUCAGCUGGGUCGCGAAAGAAGCUCGUCCUAUCAGUCUCCGCCAGCUUAUGGUUUUUGGCCGCUCUCUUACAGAAUCUCGUCUGAUAAGCUCGGCUAACUAUGUUCGCACCGAAUUGCCUACACGAAUUGCGCACCGGAUCCGAGAUAUGCAACGUUUACCCUACGUUGUUACCAUGAACCCACAUAUCAAAGAGGUUUACGACCUUUACUACCACGCCUUCGAUACAUUUCGCAAAGUGAAAGAGGUUAAAACACUGGAGGACAACGACAAGCUGUGCGAACUCAUCAGCCAUAAUCUAAAGGGCCACUUGACUGUGAUACCGAAGCUUGCUAUGGGAAUCCUAGAAUGCGGUGGUCUCAUGAGUCCUCAAGAUCUGGAUAACUUCAUGAACACCAUUCUUAGAUCGCGAAUUUCUAGACGUGUCAUCGCUGAGCAGCAUCUUUCACUAACAGAAACCUACAACUCCCCUAACUUCUCUCCCGGAGCCAAACUUUCCGAAUCCGACUUCAUCGGCGAAGUGUUUAUCAAAUGCUUUGCUAAGGAUGUCGUCGAGCGCUGUUCUAAAGCCAUCACCAUUCUUGCCCGUACGACAAAUGGUCCUGACGUUCAAAUACCCGAAAUCACAGUUGAUGGCCAUCUCGAUGCCUCUUUUCCUUACAUUCUAAGUCAUCUCGAGUACAUCAUUGGCGAGCUCCUUCGCAACUCUGUCCAGGCCGUCAUUGAUCGACAUCAAAGGAUCCAUUCGGACCCUGACAGUGUGAAGCCCCCUCCUGUGGAGAUAACCAUCUGCGAGAACCAGCAACAUGUUAUCAUCCGCAUCUGCGAUCGUGGUGGUGGUAUCCCUCGUGCUGAACUGCCACAUCUCUGGUCUUUCAGUAAGGGUCCGCAAAGUCAAAGACGUCUCGAGAAUCUUGCACAGGUCCCAAAGAUGGCAGCAACGAUGCAGGAGCUUCACGUAGAGGAGGAACUGGGACGUGCAGAUUUGAAAGCACCGCCUUAUCAAAGUUCGUUAUCGUCUCUCACCAGUCGGCCGCCUAACCUGCGUCUCGGCAUGGGCUUACCUCUGAGCCGUGUCUAUGCUGAGUAUUGGGCUGGAAAUCUUGACUUGCAUAGCCUCGAGGGCUACGGAACGGAUGUCUUCCUGCAGAUUUCGCGACUUGGAAAUAAAAACGAGCAACUGACAACACGAGCGAGCAUGGACGCCUUAUAG